Messenger RNA from Coniophora puteana RWD-64-598 SS2, 1901 nucleotides. Its product is annotated as ARM repeat-containing protein. Gene Ontology annotation, cellular component: eukaryotic translation initiation factor 4F complex. NCBI's taxonomy places the organism in Eukaryota, Fungi, Basidiomycota, Agaricomycetes, Boletales, Coniophoraceae. The transcript is spliced from 2 exons. The record is from RefSeq and is a predicted model, not a curated record. Gene Ontology annotation, molecular function: mRNA binding; protein binding; translation initiation factor activity. Bases 56 to 1408 code for a protein of 450 amino acids.
CCGCGAACCACUUUGGCCUCCGUCCAUUGGUCUUCAGUUCGGUAGUCGCGCGCAGAUGGCGAACACUAACAACGACGGCAGUAGCGCAUGUGACGCAUCGAACGCUACUGCGCCUGUCAGCCUAGAGUCUGUCGCACCACCCAAAGUUUCCGCAAACCGCGAGGGUCUGUCAAGCGCUGAACGAGCCGCUCGCAUCCGUGCCGCUAUUGACAGGGCCCCGCCCUGGGUGGUGGAUCGCAAGGUCAGGUCACUCCUGAACAAACUCACGAUGAAGAAUUUCACCUCGAUCUCGAACCGGAUCAUCGCUUGGGCACACAAAAGCGAGAAGGAGAAGGACGGCCGCACGCUUAUUAAGGUCAUUCGUCUGGUGUUCGAGACGGCAAUAACCCAGGCCGCAUGGAACAGCAUGUACGCGCGUCUCUGUCGCAAGAUGAUGUGGCAGAUUAGCGAAGACGUGCAGGACGAUGACAUCAAGAACGCGGAGGGCAAGCCGAUCGCUGGUGGCCAGCUGUUCCGCAAAUACCUCCUCAACCGUUGCCAAGAAGACUUUGAGCGUGGUUGGGCAAUACGCGAGAAGACCACAACAGCGGCGGAACCCAAGGCGACGGACGAGGAGGACAGAGUCGAAAACGAAAAGAAAGGCUCGACAGACGACCCGGGGCUGUACUUGGAUGAAUAUUAUGCUGCCCAGAAGGCGAGGCGCCGGGGUCUUGGUCUCAUCAAGUUCAUUGGAGAGCUGUUCAAGCUGCAUAUGUUGACGGAGCGGAUCAUGCACGAAUGCGUGAAGAAGCUGCUUGGCAACGUGGAGAACCCCAAUGAGGAGGAGAUUGAGGGCUUGUGUCAACUAUUCACGACAGUAGGCCAGAUCUUGGACACGCCCAAUGCAAAGGCGCACAUGGAUGUGUAUUUCCAGCGCAUGAAGGAGAAGCUUACUAGAAACGGUAAAGUGAGCCCCCGCAUGCAGUUUAUUCUUCUGGAUGUCAUCGAAUUGCGCGACCGCAAGUGGGUCAAUCGUGUGCAUGCUACUGCACCGACUGCAUUCCCUACUGAAUAUCGCUCCUUCGGCCCCAUACACGAUCGCUUCGCCGCCAUGUCGACUUUGCUCGGGGCUGCUGCCCGUUCCUCAUGGCGGGCUGCAAUUACUUCCGGUUCUUCCACUAGACCUUCCCCAUCCGUUACUUCCACCACCACACCGCACAGGCUGACCAAGAAGGAACAAGAGAAAAAACCCGGGCAGGCGAUCUCUACGAGGGAACGCGGUCAAAGAUCCAAGCGCCACGCGUCUUCGAGGGAACCAGGGAACGAGAUCGGAGACUCCGGGGCGAGGGGCGCCACUAGGUCCAGGUCGCAUAUACGGAGAGAAGAGGCAAAGACCUGCAAGCAACAAUCCAAGGACGAGACGCACUGAGGUACGAGAACGCGAGGCUAACGCGGUUCGCCACCAUUCGGUCAACCAUGCAUUGGCCCGCACGAUGGUACCUUGACAAAAGCUGAGCUAGAAGAUAACGCUUGAGCAUGUGGAGGUUCAAGGAGUGAAGGGGGGUGAAGGAGGCGACCAACUCCGUGGCCGACGCUCGCCUAGGGAGGUUAGAAACACGGAGAUGGAGGAGAGCGCAGACCAGACGGAAGAUAGAAGAAUCGGACUAGAUGAACUCCUGUCAGCGUUAUAAUAGCAACUGAAGCACACAUUUGCAACUAGUAUCCGAGGCGAGAAACUAGUCGCAUAUAUAAUCCGUAGACUUGCUGGUUGCUGAUCGAUGCUGGAGACAAACAAGAGGACACCUCGAGGUCACUACAGCAGAUGGAAAAUGUCGGGUAGCGAAGCUCGAAGUUCAAUGUCGAGGAAAUUCCGAUCACAUUUUGUUUGUCCGUUCCUCAAAUAUUAUCAUUAUAUUAUAAAU